UCCGAGACCCGAAAAAAAACUUGCCGUAACAGCCCACGGAUUCCUGCAGAGGUUCCCAUCAUUAUUCUCUGGGCAACCAUGGCUAACUUGGCGACGAUUCUCAAGAUCUGUGUUCUCACAUUAGUUGUUUGCGUCGUCCAAGUGGCUGGGUCAGGCUGCCCGGCUUUGGAGUGCUGGUUCGUGCAGGAGAAGCCGGGUCGAGGUGGCGGUAUUGGCACUCCCAUGAGCCAGGAGAAAUCUAUCAUGUACAUCCGGACCGACCCCGACAGCGAAGUCCCCGAUUCUCAGCGCCGCACGCCUGCGGAUAUCAGCCCUUCUAGAGUUUACUACGUCAUCGAUCUGGCAGCCUCUUUCUGCAGUUCUGCUCUCCACCCACCAGCGGGCUCUGUGACUAAACCCCAGUGUGAGAUUAACCCUUUCAUCCCUCACGCCUCAAUGGUCAAAUGGGCAGCCGCGCUCACUGAGUCCGCUCAGAGCCCGGCCUACCUGCAGGCUGAUUGGUUCUCUGUGGCUGCGCAAGGGCUUGAUGGAGAGCUAACACUGUCCAAUGUGAUGAGAGCUCCCACAGGUUCCAAAGAACCAAACGUGAUCCUUAGCGUUAGCAGUAAGACAGCCGUGGUCCGUUCCAGGCUGGGGGAACGAGUGCACCUAGACUGUGGAUUUUGGGUGAAUCCUUCCUCUCCGCUGUUUGGUACUGGUUUCUCUGUGGAGUGGCGCUACCAGUACCGUGGGGAGGGUCGUCUAGUCCUGGCCUAUGACGGUAAGAGCGACCGCUUCGCCGAGACGACGGAGACUGGCGCUGAGCUGGACAUCGCCAGUCUUUAUGAGACGGGGAACGCGACACUGAUCCUGGAGGAGGCCCAGGUACGCCACUCAGGAACCUACAUCUGCACCGUGUACCUACCCCACCUGCUCGCCCAGGUGGCUGUGGAUCUGGAGAUCGUGGAGCCUCCAUCUCUCUCCAUCUUCCCAUCCCCACUGCCUCUCUCUUUACCCGGCCAGGUGGUGUCGGUGCAGUGUGAGGCAUCGGGGUUUAACCCCCUCUCUCUAGACCUGAGCUGGGAGUUUGUGGGAGCAGACGGUAAAGUUCGGUCUCUGGGUCAGGGCAGCGUGACGGGCCACCGCCAGGCCUCUGAUGGCACUUUCAGCCAGACCACUCGCCUGGAGCUGGACUCAUCCAAACUGGGCCUGGGCCGGGGUGGUGAGGUCCGGUGUGUGGCUGAACACGCCGGGGGAACCAGGCGAGCCAGUGUCACCCUCAAUGUCAUUGGCAUCAGCGCUCCCUCCAUAGAGGACUCCAUGGCGAUGGUUGCCGUAGCGUUGGUGUUGUAUGGCCUGAUUAAGGUUCUCUUCUGGAUGUGCAGCUCAUCUGAUACCAGUGACACUGAUUCAAAGGACAAGAAAGAGAAGUAACUGUGGAUGUCAGCUUUUGUACUGUGAACGCAGGGAUGCUCUGGCAUGUUUCUGUCAGCAGUUGUCCAGCAAAAACAGGGGCGUAAAGAUUUACCCCCCAAAAUAAGUGCUGUAAAUAUUUGAAUUGUGGACGGAGGUUAUUGU
This is a messenger RNA of Chanos chanos (milkfish), 1557 nucleotides long. RefSeq names its product TAP binding protein (tapasin), tandem duplicate 1 (gene tapbp.1). Lineage: Eukaryota; Metazoa; Chordata; Actinopteri; Gonorynchiformes; Chanidae. The record is from RefSeq and is a predicted model, not a curated record. Gene Ontology annotation, biological process: antigen processing and presentation of endogenous peptide antigen via MHC class I. The transcript is spliced from 8 exons. The coding region runs from base 79 to 1413 and encodes 444 amino acids. Gene Ontology annotation, cellular component: membrane.